AUAGACAAAAACUUUGGAUGUAACAUAGUCUAUGUAUUAUUUUCAACGGGGACGACAAGUAAGAAAGACGUGCUUAACCGACAAAAUAAGGUUCAGCUAAAUCAGUCCAUUACUGGCAGCAUUUUGAAUAGAAUCCAAUACUCGGCUUGUUAUUGCGCAAGAUGCAGUCUCCUAAAGAUAUUCCUCAGAAGCAUUCAGUGAACGAUUCCCCAGGAGGCCAUCACCCAGGAUCCCCUGUUCAACAUGGCCAUUUCCUCAUCCCCAGCCCUAUCAUUACAAGGAGAAUGAGGACAAAUUCAGUGUCAGAGAGAGCCAAACAGGGUCCAGUAUUGAAAGGCAAAGUGAAAAGUUUCUGCAGAACCAAGGGCCAUGGUUUUAUCAUUCCUGCCGCAGGUGGUGAACCAUUAUUUGUACAUAUAUCAGAUAUUGAAGAAGAAUAUGUCCCAAAAGAGGGGGAUGAGGUGACAUACCAGGUUGUACACGUACCUCCAAAGAACGAGAAGUUCCAGGCUGUGCACGUACAUAUCACAAAUCUAGUGCAAGGAGUUACACAUGAAAAAUGGGACACUCCGCCUGCCAGUCCACAGACUUCUCCCAAUAAGUGACCACAGCUCUCCACAGACAGUGCAGCAAAACCAUGCCCAUAGGUGUGAAUGGGGGUUGACAUGCUUUAUGUUUUCAAAGAAAUAUAUAUUAAGGACCAUUUUUUGAUAUUGAUCUUGAUUUUUGUUAAAUGAAAAUCUCCACGUUUUCUAUGAUAAAUGUAGAUGACUGAAAGGUACUAGUAGUAUUUCAGUGCAGAUUUGUACUGUGGAUGAACUGAUUAUCUGUGGAUUCUGGCCCCAAUAUCUUCUUUGUGUCAGGCGUAUUGCUCGGCAGUGAUUUUUUAGUUAGGAUAUUUCAAAUAAGGUUUUUGUCAUAAAUGAUAAAAUAUGUGGUGAUGGGGCUUAUUAUCUUAUAGAAAUAAAAUUGAAGUUUAUUUCA
This is a messenger RNA of Lingula anatina, 984 nucleotides long. Its product is annotated as cold shock domain-containing protein CG9705. Gene Ontology annotation, molecular function: mRNA 3'-UTR binding. Gene Ontology annotation, biological process: regulation of mRNA stability. NCBI's taxonomy places the organism in Eukaryota, Metazoa, Brachiopoda, Lingulata, Lingulida, Lingulidae. The record is from RefSeq and is a predicted model, not a curated record. Gene Ontology annotation, cellular component: cytoplasm.